UGUACUAAAAAAAAUUGAAUUUAAUUAAGUACUCCCGAACAUGGCAGAAACAACUAAGAACAGGUAGUUUCAAGGUUCCUUCCAUGGAUGAAGCAAGAAAUAAAUUGACUUUUCGUCUUGCGGCUGCCAAAUUUAGCGAUUCGGAAAACGAACAAGACACGACAGCAGACCUCUCCGAUCAAACGCAACGCUGAGAUCAAUCUAAGAAAUGGAGAAUCAUCUGGUUGAACUCUGCAUCAAUUCGGCCUGUCGGUGCAAGGAGAGUGUCGAGAAAUGGCGGAGGCAGAAGCGGAGCCUCGAGCGCUUGCCCUCUCAUCUCGCCGAUGCUCUCCUUCGCCGUUUACAUGCUCGUCGUCUCCUCUAUCCUUCUCUUCUCGAAUAUUUAAAUGCAGAGUUUUCAAAUAUACCAUAGAGGUGGUCGAUCUAAGUGGUGAAAAUGCUGUUGAUUCAGAAUGGAUGGCCUACUUAGGAUCAUUCCGUUACUUGCAGUCAUUAAACGUUUCCAAUUGCCACAGGCUUUCAAGUUCCGGUAUAUGGGCUAUUUCAGGGAUGACUACUUUAAGGGAGUUGAACGUUUCUAGAUGUUUGAAAGUUACUGAUGCUGGAAUUAGGCAUCUUUUGUCCAUACCAACAUUGGAAAAGCUAUGCAUUGCCGAGACUGGCAUCACUGCACAUGGAGUUGCACUUAUUUCUUCGCUAAAAACAUUGGUGUUCUUGGACUUGGGUGGUCUACCUGUCACUGAUCAGGCUCUGAGCUCUCUUCAGGUGCUUACAAAAUUACAAUACCUUGACCUUUGGGGUAGUAAAAUAUCUAACAGUGGAUCCGAUGUUCUGCAAAUGUUUCCAAAGUUGAGUUUCCUGAAUAUAGCUUGGACAAAUGUCACCAAGUUCCCCAACUUGCCUCAUCUAGAGUGUCUGAACAUGAGCAACUGCAUCAUUGACUCUACACUUAAAGGGCUUGGUGCUAAAGUUCCUCUAAGAAAGCUUAUUGCCUCUGGAGCUACGUUUUCUAAUGAGACUGAAGAUCUGGGAUUUGUUGCAAUGGAUGCCCUAUAUUAUCUGGACUUUUCGAAUGCUUCUCUUCACAGAUUCUGCUUCUUAUCUCAUAUGAAAGCAGUAGAACAUUUAGACCUUAGCUCUACUACCAUAGGAGACAGUUCGGUUGAAUUAAUUGCAUCCAUUGGAGAAAAUUUGAAAUAUCUAAACCUCAGCUGCACAGCAGUCAGCUCUUCUGGAAUUGGAAGUUUAGCUGGAAAAGUAUCCAAUCUGGCAACUUUGUCACUCUCUCAUACUAUGGUUGAUGAUGAUGCCCUAUCAUAUAUGAGUAUGAUGCCUUCCUUGAAGUGUAUUGACCUCAGUGAAACAGACAUCAAAGGUUAUAUACACCUAUCAACUCCAGAGACAGUUAAAAUUUUCUCAUUGACAGAAUUGCAAAACCUUGAUUGUUUAGAAAUGUUGAAUCUGGAGCAUACUCAUGUCGAUGAUGAAUCUCUACGUUCAUUAUCAAGAUUUCGAAAACUGAGUCACUUGAUGCUUAGAAGUCCCUCAUUUACAGACACGGUUUUGAGCUACUUGUCAAUUUUGCCAAAUCUGAAAACUCUCAGCAUUCGUGAUGCAGUUUUGACCAAUCAGGCAUUUGAUACACUUAAACCUGUGGCAACUUUACAAAAGAUUGACUUGAGAGGUUGUUGGCUCUUAACUGAGGGUGGUCUUUCUGUAUUCCACAGAAGAUUUCCACAAAUUGAAGUUAGACAUGAACUUUUUCACUUCUCAUCCAAUCCGACUUCCACUGAUCGACCUUCAACUCAUUUUAUUCCGAAGAAAGUACAACUGAACCAGACAAGCAGAUCUACCGGCAUGUCACCAUAUUUUGUAGAUCAAAGGUUGAAGUAUAGCAAAGAAGAGCUACUUGCCCUACAAUUUUCUUCUCUGUCCCACGGUUCCACAUCUGUCCCUGAAACCGGUCGGAAAUCUGAUACCUGAAGAGCUUGAAGUAUUCUAAGAAUUGAAUUAUUGGGUAAUCCUAUUCACCCUAUUGAUGGCUUAAGUUUAUUACAUUUAGAUUGUAGUGAAGUUUUCGUUGCCCCUUGGGACAUGUCAAUUUGAAUCUUAAUUUUGUGGAUGCUGGGGGGGUGAUUGGGGUGGAAACAUUUGAGGUAAGAAAGGAUGGAGAUCGAAUGAAAGGGAGAAAGGUUUCAGUAGAGGAAAUGGAUAAGAGGUUUAAAAAGUAGAAAUUUGCAGUGGAGUUAAACUUAUUUGUUUAAAAGAAGGGGAUGAAUGUUCUUGGGAUUUUCCAUAGCUUGUUAGAUUCUAGGAAGGUUGGAGUCAGUGUUGUAGAAUAUUAAAUUUAUUCCGUAAUUAUUAUUAUUAUUAUUAUUAUUAUUAUUUCCAAGUGGGGUAAAAUGAGGAUUGAAACCUCCUCCGUUCUCCAAAAAAGAGUUUGCUAAGUGCUUUUGUAAUCUAUGUACCAAAGACAGUCUUCUCCCACGUUUUUAUUAUAUGGAAACUUAGUUUUCUUUUCUUCUUUCA
Molecule: messenger RNA, 2529 nt
Organism: Cucumis melo (muskmelon)
Lineage: Eukaryota; Viridiplantae; Streptophyta; Magnoliopsida; Cucurbitales; Cucurbitaceae
Exons: 6
Coding region: 274-1983 (569 amino acids)
Molecular function (GO): protein binding
Source: RefSeq, a predicted model, not a curated record